Messenger RNA from Hydractinia symbiolongicarpus, 2327 nucleotides. RefSeq names its product feline leukemia virus subgroup C receptor-related protein 2-like. NCBI's taxonomy places the organism in Eukaryota, Metazoa, Cnidaria, Hydrozoa, Anthoathecata, Hydractiniidae. Gene Ontology annotation, molecular function: transmembrane transporter activity. Gene Ontology annotation, cellular component: membrane. Gene Ontology annotation, biological process: transmembrane transport. The coding region runs from base 284 to 1900 and encodes 538 amino acids. The transcript has a single exon. The record is from RefSeq and is a predicted model, not a curated record.
AUACGUUUGAGGAGGUAAUAAACACCACAAAAACAUUCCGCAAGCCGAACCCAACCAUACGCACUUGUUUUUUCAUUCUCUUUUUACAUAAUGCAGAAAAUGAGCUGUUCUACAGAAUAGGUGUUGAUAAUGCUUAAUGUGAGCAAUGUUUCACUAUGUUUUGUACGUUUUGUAUAGCAAAGAGAUUCUGAAUCAAUAACAAAAGCUGUUCCAAUGUAUUUCAUCUCAUUUUAUCAGAGAUUCCUCGAAAUGCUUGUAUAAGCACUUGUUUGCAAUUAAGGUCAUGAAUCAAAACGAGAAAAUUUUAAACCAACUGGAGAUAUCUAGCGACGAAAAUGAGAUAAAUAAUGGAAGAGAAGUUACGAAUGGCGUUACAAGCUGUUCAAGUUCUUUAAACAACGAUACAGCUAGAAGUGAUUUUAUUUGUGAUGCAGAUGAAGUUAACUUUGAAAGUUGUGAAAAACAAGGGCUUAAUGUUAAAAAUCAUGCUGAAUAUUCGUUGCACAAAAGUGAAACAGAAAAGAGAGAAAAAAAGGAAAAGGAAGGGGAAAAUUUUGAUGAGAUAGAUUAUCCAACUUGCUCCACCUUAAAUAUAAAAGAAGAAAGUGCACAGGAGGAAAAUAUAUAUAAAAUCUACAGUUACAGAUGGUUAAUUUUAUUCAUAUUUUCAAUGAAUACAAUGAUAAACGGAGUGUUAUUCACUGGCUUAAGUCCUGUCACUAACAUAGCGAGUAAUUAUUAUAAUGUAUCCUCGGUAAUAAUUGACUGGUUAUCUAAUUCUUUUAUGAUUGUGUAUGUUUUCGUCGCACUACCGGCAGCUUAUCUCAUGUUUAUAUUCGGUUUAAGACCAUUAUUGACUGCCAUUUCAUGCAUGCAUUCUCUUGCAAUGCUUUUGAGAUACAUCGGUCACGAAAAUGAAAGAUUCUCGUACAUUUUAGCUGGACAGUGCUUGGGUGCUAUAUCAUUUGGAAUGCUUUUGCAAAUUCCAGGCCAGCUAUCUUCCGUAUGGUUUCCUGAAAAUGAAAGAUCUAAGGCUACAUCAAUUGGAGUUGCGAUGAAUUUAUUUGGGGUUGGAAUUGCUUUUUUGCAAACAACAAGUUUUGUGAAAAAUUCAACAGAUCAGCGUAUCGUCCAGAGUGGAUUUGAAGCUUUGUUUGUGACGCAACUGGCUUUUUCUGUUGUUAUAUUUUUACUAACGAUUGUGGCUUACAAGGAGAAACCAGAGACGUCUCCAUCACACAUUGUAAAUGUUGAAGAGCUCCAAUUUACAGCGUCGUUAAAACAUUUAUCCAAAAGUAAAGAUUUCCUCUUUAUGUCGCAGUCAUAUGCCAUUUAUUACGCGUUGCUCGUAUGUUUUACUAUACUCCUGAAUGUUAUGGUCACAACUUAUUACCCAGAAGGUUAUGAAAGAAAAAUUGGCUGGAUGGGUUUCACUGGUUACGUCGUUAGUAUCUGCAGCUGCGUACUUGUUGGAUUGUGGCUGGACAAAUUUCACGCUCAUCAAUUGGUUGCAAUGUUUUUAAAUGGACUUUCUGCAGUGACUUGGUUGCUGUUUGUUUUUUUAUUAACACAAACAAAAAAUUUUAUUUCUUUGUUUAUUUACUUCAGUGUCGUGGCAUCAGUUGCUGUGCCGAAUUUUGCAACUGGCAUUGAACAAGCAGCAGAAAUGACUUAUCCUGUCCCGGUCAUCAUUUCCAGUUCCGUCAUUUUAGUACUCAGUAAUCUGUAUGCUUUUAUUUUAUUGUUGUGUUUUGGUUUAUUAGCUGAGGCUGGAUUUAUUCAGAUUGUUUGCUACACGAUGUUUGGUUUUUACUUGGUAUCAACACUGUUGUCAUGUUUAGCACGGACUGAAUUGAAGAGAGGACAAGCGGAGGAGGAAGCAUUAAACAAUUCCAAUUAAAACUGUUGGACAGAAAACAGAAUAUGUACCCUACGACUGGUUUGGUAUUUGGUAUUUUUAACCAGACGUAUAUCUAGAGAGCUCUUUGUAAAAGUGUAUAAACAUGCAUUGUAAUACUUUUUUAGUUAGUUGGUUUAGUUACCCGGAAAAACUAAAACAAAUUAUAUUCAACACAGACAAAUAUCAAAAUACUUUAUUUACGGUUAAUUUGGGGUAGUUAGGCGCUGUCUAACAUAAAAUCAACUGACAUUUGAAAUUAAUCUGUUAUCAGGUUAUAGUUUAUCUAUAAAAAAAAAACAAAUUAGGGAAAUGUGGAUUUUCUAAUUUAAAGGCCAAUUCGUGUUUGUAUAGGAAAUUGAGUCGGCGUUCAGAAAAAGCAAAUUUUGUAUCAACCAAUUGAAAUUGUGACAAUAAAAAAAUUCCUUAA